GGGGCGGGGCGCGGCGGUUCCUCCAGCUCCAGGACUACAUUACCCAUGAUGCCGCGCUGCCGCGGCCGGAAGCCUGAUGCCGCCGCAAGGGGUUGUGGGAAGCAGGCCUCUUCCUUUCCGGUGGUGGGCGCCAUCAGCAGGUAGACAAACAUGGGUGCCUACAAGUACAUCCAGGAGCUAUGGAGGAAAAAGCAGUCGGACGUGAUGCGGUUCCUCCUGCGUGUCCGCUGUUGGCAGUACCGCCAGCUCUCUGCCUUGCACCGGGCGCCCCGGCCCACCCGACCAGACAAAGCUCGCAGGCUGGGAUAUAAGGCCAAGCAAGGUUAUGUUAUCUACCGUGUCCGUGUUCGCCGUGGUGGUCGUAAGCGCCCAGUCCCGAAAGGUGCAACCUACGGUAAACCUGUGCAUCAUGGUGUUAACCAGCUGAAGUUUGCCCGGAGUCUUCAGUCCGUAGCAGAGGAACGUGCUGGCCGUCACUGUGGGGCUCUCAGAGUCUUGAACUCUUAUUGGGUCGGUGAAGAUUCCACGUACAAGUUUUUUGAAGUGAUCCUGAUCGAUCCCUUCCACAAGACCAUCAGGCGCAACCCUGACACCCAAUGGAUCACCAAGCCCGUCCACAAGCACAGGGAGAUGCGCGGGCUGACAUCAGCCGGGCGGAAGAGUCGUGGCCUUGGCAAGGGCCACAAGUUCCACCACACCAUUGGUGGCUCACGUCGUGCUGCCUGGAGGAGACGCAAUACCCUGCAGCUGCACCGCUACCGUUAAUUCCUGUCCAUGUAACGAUCUAAUAAAGCUCAUGCGGGUUGUUGAAUUUAACAA
This is a messenger RNA of Strigops habroptila (Kakapo), 819 nucleotides long. RefSeq names its product ribosomal protein L15 (gene RPL15). The coding region runs from base 151 to 765 and encodes 204 amino acids. Lineage: Eukaryota; Metazoa; Chordata; Aves; Psittaciformes; Psittacidae. Gene Ontology annotation, cellular component: cytosolic large ribosomal subunit; ribosome. The record is from RefSeq and is a predicted model, not a curated record. The transcript has 4 exons. Gene Ontology annotation, molecular function: structural constituent of ribosome; RNA binding. Gene Ontology annotation, biological process: cytoplasmic translation.